AUGACCCAACAAAUUCACUCCACCGGCCGCGGCGGCGCCGGCAACAUCGGUCCCUCCGACGGAACCUACACCGACGGCGACAUAAUCCGCGAAGGCAACGCCUCCAACCCAACCGGCUCCUCCGGCCGCGGCGGCGCCGGCAACAUCGGCUCCCCUGCCACCUCCUCUCCCAAAAUCUUCGCGUCAGUGGACAUCAUCCCCGAAAGCGCGACGCGACCGGUCGGUCAGCCGGGGUAUGAGAAUUUCCAUACGGGACGGGCGGGGGCGGGGAAUGUGCACAAGGAGAAGUGGGGGGGACAUUCGACCAAGGGGGAGCAGGAGAAGGGGUUGAAGGAGAAGGAUUCGAAGGGGGGGUUGGUGGAGAAGGUCAAGGAGAUGAUUCAUGGGGGUGGGAAGAGGGAGAAGACGCCGGAGGUGAAGUAG
Zymoseptoria tritici IPO323 is the source of this 423-nucleotide messenger RNA. RefSeq lists its product as uncharacterized. The record is from RefSeq and is a predicted model, not a curated record. Bases 1 to 423 code for a protein of 140 amino acids. Lineage: Eukaryota; Fungi; Ascomycota; Dothideomycetes; Mycosphaerellales; Mycosphaerellaceae. The transcript has 3 exons.